AUGUCGCAGUUCGCACUAGUCCGAUCCCGGAUAGUAUUUGUUACUGAAGUGGUUUCUGUAGCAAGUUGGAUCUUUUGGCGCUCAAAGCAGAACGUGGAUUUUGCAUUUUUAAUGUGCUAUUGCCACGGUCUCUCGCAGUACUAUCUUCAUUUAGAAGACGAUGUAUUCCCAGCGCCAAGCUUUUAUCGCAAGCUCCGUGAUUUUAUCUCAUCGGUUAAGACAACUUGGCCCAUUCUGGACGCUUCCUUCAUGGGACACGUAGCCAAAAUUUAUCACGCCAACGACCUGGAGAAUCUUGCCACCUAUUUUUACCUUAUGUACGACGAAAUGCCCGCAGAUUGGUUGAUUUUAUUUUGGCGACAGAUUAAACAUGAUGGACCUUACCAUCCAAAGCUCACUUUUCCUCCAGCUUCCCUGUUUCAACAUAUUGGAAGUCACUCUUCUUUUGCGGAAAACAAGGGCCGUGAUACUAACACAUCGAGGGAAAUAUAUUUUGACCAGUACGAUCUCAAAUACAAGGGUUUGAAUCCUUUGGCUAACGUCAGCAGCCAAAUGACGUCUAGUUAUGGACAUCCUCAAGAUGCUUACAACAGAGGUUAUGGCUAUUUCUGGAGCAAGAAAGUCAAGAAAGAUGACUUUAUUAUUGUCCAGUUUACUCCAGCAGUGUCUAUACGUAAAGUGUUCGUUGAUACAGGCUCUUAUAUUGCUCCUGAUGAUCAUCUUCGGUCGGCUGUUUUGCAAGCAAGUUCUAACAAUAAAAACGAACUGCAGACCAAUGCAAAUGGAAUUAAAACUUGUACAGUGUUUGAGACAAUAGGAAAUUUCCAACAAGGGAAAGUCGAAGUCACUUUCAAUGAAAGUAAAAUCACAUCUUGUUUACGGGUGUUGGUGACACAAAACCAUACUAACUGGGUUUUCUUCAGGGAGAUUGAUGUUUGGCAAGUUUAAACUCAAGUCUUUGUGUUUAGGCCCUAGUUCAGUUUCAAGUUUGCGGAGAGGACUCUUAUAGGCAAGAGACUAUCUCGUUUCCCUCAUUCUUUUGGUUAGUACCGAAAUGACCUUUGUAUUGACAGACUCCAACAACAACAACAGCCACAAUAAUAGCAAUAACAACCACACGAGUAACACCCACGACAACGAUAGAGGUAGUCAAAGAUAUUAACAGGAUUGUUUUUAAAAUUUUUGCGUAGAGGUCAAGAUAGAGUUGUAAGAACAGCAAUGAUUAAUUCUUAUGAAAAUGGAGGGUUAAGGGUGUUAGACCUUGAGACUCUGGUAAAAUCUGUCAGGUUGUCGGUUCAAAAGGUUGCAUGCCAGUGAAAACGCUGGCUGGAACUGUUACCUCACUCAUAUGCUUAAACCAUUUGGAGGUGUCUUUCUUUUUCACUGUGACUAUCCUGAGGAUUAUAAUAUAUCAAAUCAAUUCUAUGCCGAGUUGAUUAAGUUCUGGGCUGAGUUUAGGAACGCCGUCUCUGAUAAGGACAAUAAAAGCUCAAUUAUGUGGAAUAAUAAAAACACAAGGAUAGAUGGCAAACCUGUUUUUUAUUUAAAAAAAGUUCUUUGAAAAAAACCUAACGUUACUCAGUCAAGUAGGUUUAUCAAAGAACAAUUUGGAUUCAUUGGAUGUUAUUAGAUAAGAAACGAAUGUUAGUUGUAAUUUCUUAGAGUUGUCCGGGUUUAAGAUCGGCAAUACCCUAUUACUUGAGGAAGGAUGGUGGUGACAGUAAUAUAACAAAGUUGGGUUUUUUUCGUAAUGAUGCUUUCUACGACGUAAGUUUGGCCAAAAGCAAACAGUACUAUAAUUUGUUAAUUCAAUUAAAAGCUACCUUACCAAACGCUGCAAAAACGCUGAAGGAUAAGUUUAACAUGAGAUAUGAGGAUUAUCUAAGGUAUACCUUCUACCAAUAAAAGUUGGCAUAGAAACGUCUUUAAGAAAUUUUAAGUUAAAGGUGGCUCAAAACAGUUUCCAGCCCUUAGAUUUUGAUAAGUUGUUAUAACCUCUCAAAAAACUGCCCAAUCAUUGGUGGACACGUUGUUAUCAUUUUCGCGACACAAUACGUUA
Messenger RNA from Orbicella faveolata, 2059 nucleotides. RefSeq names its product alpha-1,6-mannosyl-glycoprotein 4-beta-N-acetylglucosaminyltransferase-like. Gene Ontology annotation, molecular function: acetylglucosaminyltransferase activity. Lineage: Eukaryota; Metazoa; Cnidaria; Anthozoa; Scleractinia; Merulinidae. Gene Ontology annotation, biological process: protein N-linked glycosylation. The record is from RefSeq and is a predicted model, not a curated record.